This is a messenger RNA of Astrephomene gubernaculifera, 2715 nucleotides long. NCBI's taxonomy places the organism in Eukaryota, Viridiplantae, Chlorophyta, Chlorophyceae, Chlamydomonadales, Astrephomenaceae. The record is from the annotation of a GenBank genome assembly.
GGAUUGCCGUGGACAUGACCAACUGCAAGGGUCAGACGCCCCUCAUGUACGCGUGCGCGGCGGGCAGCCCCGAGCUCGUGAAGCUGCUGCUGACACAGGGCGCCGACCCGUGGGUCGGGGACCGCUGCGGCUGCCGCACCGCCCUGCACUACGCCUCCAUGGCUGGCAGCGUGUCGUGUAUUGAGGCACUCAUGCAGCACCUGCCCGCGAGGGACAUGACGAGGCAAGGGGUCAGGUACAUCAAUGCGCGAAACAUGUGCGGCCUGACAGCCCUGCACUACGCCGUGUUCUUCGAUCACAUGGACGCAGUGGAGGAGCUGCUGCGGCACGACCCGCAGCUGGACGCCGUGACGACGUGUGACGUGUACGUGACGUGCGACCCGUUGUCCACUCCGCUGCACUUUGCUGCGGUGCGGGGCAACGUGGGGGUCGUGCGGCGGCUCCUUGCAUACCAUGUGCAGAGCACCGCCCCAGGUGGGCUGCCCUCCCGCGACCCCCGCCUGUGUUGCAACUACGGCCAGCAGCUCCCAUGGCAGGUCGCCGCCUCGCACCACCCCUCCAACCGGGAGCUGGUGGCGCUGCUGCACCCCGCGCAGCCGCUGGAGCGGGCGCUGGGGCUGGCGGGCGAGGGCGCGGGGCGGGGCUCCUCGCCGCUGCACGUGGGGCCGCCCGCACUGGCAGCCCUGGCCGCCGCGGCGCUGCAUGCCAAGCUGGCGGAGGACCUGCGGGCAGCGCAGCAGCAGCAGCAGGCGGCCUUGCCGUCCAGCCCCUCCACCAACACCGUAGCAUCCUCCUUAAUAGGCGCAACGCUGGCUGCUGCAACACUAGCGUUAGAAGAUCGCUCCUCUCUCUCCUCCUUAGCGCCCUCACCCGGGGCGUCGCCUAAGCGCCCCGGCAGCCGCCCCAAGCAGGACGAGGAGGACGGCUGGUGCGGCGUGUGCUUCGCUGGUGCCGUUUCGGUGGCGCCGGCGGGGUGCGGCCAUGGAGUAUGCCUAGCGUGCGCGUCCGAACUGUCUCGAGGGCUGCUGGACAAAGGGAGGCCAAAGCCGCUUCUGUGCCCCUUUUGUCGGCAAGAGGUUGCAGGCUUCGUCACUCUCGCUGAGGGUGCGAAGACAGUGGACACAGCGCGACGUUCGUCCCGGCAGCGCUGCUUCUGUUAGCCCAGGCAGUUGCUAGAGAUCCAACUCUCAUCGCCGUGUUCGCAUGGAACAAGCUAUAGACAGAAGGUAUGUCGGUGACCCCUGGAUCAGUUAUUCAGUGGCCAAGAUGCUGCCACCUUAUUAGCAGUGAGCUCCACUCGUUUAGCAGGUGGUGGGUGUAAAGGUUGUGUCGCAGUCGCCGCAGCCGUCACUACCAGAUCAGAGAUGGUGUCUUUGGCAUACAGCCAUGCAUCCCAUCCGUGAAUUUCCAUUGACCAUGUCAAGGCAGAGUGAGCUGCCUAGUCGAAUACUUAGGGCCGCACACCUCCAUAUGGGUACCGUGCAUAAUACACACUACCAUUCCUUAGGGUCUUGUGAAGAGUUCUUUUGUAAGGUGCACACCAUGUGUGCAGUUGUCCCAUGUACGCGUGAGGGUUACUCGUGUGUGUGGGGAUCUGUCUGUGUAACGUGUACUGGUUUUGACUGUUGAUGAGGACAACGAUGCACGCUGGCAUCCGAAGUACUAUUGCUGCCGACGGAAUUAGUAGCAUGACAGGCAUUGCAAUGGGAGUAGCUUUGAAACUCUGACGAUGGCGCCAUGGUACUGAGAAAUAGACAAGUUUCGGAAGAACUAAAACCUUUUAUGCAUUUCUUGAUUUAACCAAAUGUGUACAUUUACCUACAAAGGCGGGAUGCGUGCAGGCAGGGGUUGGUGCUGUUUGGAUGUUGCAGGGCUCGCAGGAGGAGGGUUUGCAGUGCCUUAUAUGUAGGGCCAACUGUGCUGCUUGCAAGUGGGUUGUCCUGCCCUCUUGCGAUUACAUGUUUAGCACACCAGUAGCGUAUGUCGCGUGUGUUAGUCAGGGCAGUGCAGAUGUUGACGCUUUGCUAUUGCUUGACCGGUUUGGCCGUGUGUGGAGUAGGAAUGGACCCAAGGGAACAACGGCCCUCCUGGCUCGUGCGCUUCGGGACUUGGCGCAGGGCUCUGCCUCAUAUGCCCCAUUGCAUGCAUGUUGGUCGGUGUGUCGGACCACUUUACAGUGUUGCUUCGCCUAAAGGACGUCACAUUGUUGUACACCAUUGUUGAUGAAAGUUGGCAAUGGCGUCAAAAGGAGUUGGAACCCUGCAUAGCCAACUAUUGGGCAUAUGGCAUGGGGCUUGGCGAAGAAGCUUUGCAUGUUUGGCGUACGAAGGCAUGGAAAUUGCAGAGGAAGAGUAUGGGAUGCGGUUUUGCGCUUAAACAUAGAACGUAUGGAGAAAUGCAUGCAUGACAGCAUUGUGAAUGCAAAUGGUUUGGCUCGUGCGGUUUCAUGAAGGAACGCAUCCAUUGUGCAUCAUAGUAGUAGGUUGGCUAUCGCGCCAUGUUAGUGCUAUGGGAGGGAGGUGGCCAUCGUCCCCGGCGCCGCUUGCCCUCCUCAUUCAUGUUUGGCGCCGGCUUUGCCCGCCGCUGCCACCGUAUUGAUAACUGUAACAACCGCCAUGCUUGCAGCGGCCCAGUGCAGUGGUCUGAACGUCCACUGUGUAACACGGACGGGCAGGCCCACGGGUCACCUCGUCGGCAUCCUGAAGGGGAGCGGGG